UCCUCCCCCAUGCCGGGGGCCGAACCCAGGCUCCUGAAUCUCGUUCCCCUCUGCCCAUCCUCCUGUGCUCUCUCCUUUCUCUCUGUCAAUGGCACCUGCCCAGCUCCCCAAACUCCAUCUCAAGCGCUGGGGUUCGGGGGAGGGGGGGCAUUGGUCCAAUCCUUCACAGCCUUGUUGGGUCCUGGUUUGGUUUCGUUUCGGGGUGUCACCGGGUUUCAACUUCCCUCAUGUCGAAAAUCCCCCUUCUCGCUCCUGACACUAAAAUCACACCCCCUUUGCCCCAGGCCCGUCUGGGAACCUACAACAACGCCUGCCGAUCCCGGUUCGCUUCCCGCUUCAGCCUCCUGAUCUCGCCUGGCCCAUUCGAAGCCCCCCAGCCUGAACAUCAAAACCCUGGAAGCCCAAUGGGCCAAGAAAUCCCAGCCCGCCACGGUCAAAGAUCCCAGUCCAGGCAAGUCCUGUCUCGGGAAAGACCCAGGGCCAGGAGGAUCCGCCACUGCCCUUAAAACGAGCGGAUCCCGGAAUGAAUUUUUCAUGAAAGGGUUUCCCAGACGGUUUAGCAGCCGCAAGUUGCUCUCGGCAAAGGCGAAACUCUCCGGCCGGCGUUCAAUGGGACCAGUGGGUCAGAAACGACCUUCAAAUCCACGCAGGGUUUCACAAGCUGCGGGAUUCCUCUCCAGCCAGAUUUGGCCAGUGAGUGGGGUUAUUGUUUGUUUAAUUGAUUCCCCCACCCCAGCGCCCCACGAUUCUUACGGAGAAAUCCCACCUCCCACUUCCCAGACCCCAAACGCUCCUGGACUGCCCAGCCUCGGGGCCCCAAGGAAAACCCAUCCCGCCCGGCCCGAGGGGCGAACUCGCCAGCGUUGGGUCUCAAGUCCCUUUCCCAUCCCAAACCGAUUUCCAAUGCCACAUCUUUCCCAGCCUCCCCAAUGCAUCCGAUGAAGUGAAAUGUAGCCCACGAAAGCUUAUGCUCAAAUACAUUUGUUAGUCUCUAAGGUGCCACAAGUCCCUCCUUUUCUUUUUGCGAAUACAGACUAACACGGCUGCUACUCUGAAACAUUUCUAACCCAAAUCCACCUUGCCCUACAUGCCGGCACACAAAGAACCUGGCUGGGCAUUUGACAAAUAAAUCGCAGUGUGGAGACAUUUCUCGCUUUCCUCACUGCGCAAAGCGGCUCGGGAAAAGGACCCUGAUUUCUCUCUCUCUCUUUUUUUUCCUCGAGAAGCGACUGUGUCUCUGAUCAGUCCUGACAGGGAAGCGGAGAGGCCGAGCCAACUGCGCUGCAAAAUAUUCUUGUCUUCAAGCAACCUUGCUGGCUGGCUCUGCGGAUUUAUUUGUGUGCACGCUACUCAUUGGGGAGGAUUUUAGACCUGAAUCCUGACUCCACAUCUUCUUUAAAGUCCAGACUCCAGAUACUAGCCUCUGUGUGUGUGUGUGUGUAUGUGUGUGUGCGCGCCUCUGUCUCUCUUUCUCUUCUCCAGUAUUUCCCAUUCACCACUUCUCUUCUCCUGCCCCUCCUCCUUUCUGCUUACUCCCAUUCUCUGUCCUCAUCUCUGGAGUUACUCAAUGCCGAACCUUCAAAAAAAAAGAGAAAGAAAAGAAGAAGAAGAAGAAAAAAAAAUCUCACCAAAGACAAGGAGUCAAGGGGGGGCUUUCAAAUGAAUUCCUUCCCCCUCCCUCCUUUCCUUGUGUCUUACAACAGUGUGUCCUCCCCGCUCAGGAGAUCAGACCAGAAAGACACACACAAGAGAAGUGGAGGCAAAUUUUCUGUGUGUGUGUGAAUAGAUGUAUUUUUCGCCAAGGCUGCAGAUGGCAUUAGGAUCUUGAAGAAAAAACAACACACACACACACACACACAAAACACCCCCCCCCAACUUUCCAGUUCUGGCAUGAAAAAUCCAGGCGGGGGGGGGGAAAUCCAUAAAACUUUACCCAGCCUAGGGCUUGCAGAGGGGGGCAAAGUCUAAGAGUUUGGGAGCCUCUUGAUUUUUGUGAGUAUGUGUGUGUGAGAGAGAGACUCUCAAGAAGAAAACACAGAGGAGGGGUAAAAAAAAUCCCCUUUCCUUUGCAAUCAUGGCAUUGAGGACUUCAUUGCUUGGACUCUAUAUAGGGUUACUGUUUUCCUUGCUGGAACUGUGGAUUAUAUCGGGUGUUAGCUUGGAGCCUAUAUACUGGAAUACAGCAAACAAAAAGUUCCAGGCGGAGGGCGGCUAUGUCCUGUACCCGCAGAUCGGCGAUCGGCUGGACCUGAUCUGCCCACGCUCCCGCCCGCCGGGCCCCUUCUCGGCGGAGGAAUACGAGUAUUACAAGCUGUACCUGGUGCCGGGCGAGCAGGCCCGGGGGUGCGAGAUCCUGCGGGCCCCCAACCUGCUGCUGACGUGCGACCGGCCCGAGCACGACGUGCGGUUCACCAUCAAGUUCCAGGAGUUCAGCCCCAACCUGUGGGGCCACGAAUUCAAGAGCAACCAGGACUACUACAUCAUCACCACGUCAGACGGCACCAAGGAGGGGCUGGAGAACCUGAAGGGCGGCGCUUGCCUGUCUAAGGGGAUGAAAGUCGUCCUGAAAGUGGGGCAGCAUCCCGGCACGGCUUCCAAGUCCCAGAAAUCGGGGUCGGAAACGCCGCCCGAGAAGGAGCGGGGGACGCUGGGCGGAGCGGAGCCCAGCAAGGCAAGCGACGCAGGUGCUGGGAACGCGACGGGCCCGGCAGGGGGCGCGAACGGGCUCUUGCCCCAGUCCAACGUGCCCGUGGUGGCCGGGGCGGCGGGGGGCGCCGCUUUCGUGGCCCUGGUCGCGGCGGGCGUGAUGGGGGCCGUGUGCUGGCGCCGGCGGCGGGCCAAGCAGAGCGAUACCCACCUCCCGCCUCUCUCGCUCAGCAGCCUGACCAGCCCCAAGCGGGGGGCCAGCGCGGGCGGGAACAACAACGGGUCAGAGCCCAGCGACAUCAUCAUCCCGCUACGGACGUCGGAUGGGGCCUUCUGCCCCCACUACGAGAAAGUGAGCGGGGACUAUGGGCACCCCGUCUACAUCGUCCAGGAGAUGCCCCCCCAGAGCCCCGCCAACAUCUACUACAAAGUGUGAGGGGGAAGGGGGGCCCGGGCCCACCCCGGUGCUGGCUAUGGACUUAUGCCUCCCCCUCCAAUACGGACAGCCCCCCGCCCUGACGCUGACGAAGAUGGAUGUCCCCCACCCCCGAUUCUUCCUUGUCAGUGCCGGGGGCUCUUUACACAGGGUUAAAGCAGAGGGGGGACCCUGUACUCUGGCACUGACAAGGUUAAUGGGGGCCAAGGGGGUCCCUGCGCCAUUCUCCUCUCUGGCUCAGUUGUUGGGGGGGGACUUGGAGCAGGUCCCUUCUCCCAGCUCCGCUCCCCACAUCCCUACAAUCCCAUCCAGGCCAGGUCCUGCCUCCCCCCACCUCAGCUCCACCAGAGGCGCGGGGGAGAUGAGGUCAGAGGGGUAGGUCAGGAGCAGCUGUGUUAUGUCUCGGGGUGGGGUGGUGGGAGAUCGGCCCUCUUUAGGAGAUUCCCCCCGGUCCUAAGGACUGGUGGGGGCAGUUUUAUCUCCCGCCCUCCCUUCCAGUCCCUGUUCACGUGGAGUGGGGGAUGGGAUUUGAGGGAGGGGCAAAAAUUUGGUUAUUUUAACCAUUGGGGGCCCCCGGGACCUCGUCUAUGUCGCUGUUUGAAAAUGUGACUCAACAAAAUGACUGCCCCCCCCGAUCAGAGGGACGUUUUUGCCUGUUGGGGGGCCAGGUACGGAGGUACGGGAGUGGACUCGUCAUUUUACAAAAAAACCUCCCCCCCGAUUCAGCAAAAAGCGAACUUGAAGCCACAAGAAGUGACAUGUAGCCCGCCAGGAAAUGAGGCGGAGGAAGAGACUCCAGCGAGGGUGGGACUUCCUGUUUUUAGAUGGGGACUUCCUCUUUCGGGUGGGACUUCCUGUUUCGGGCCCAGAAAUGGCUCCAAGGUGAACAAGAAGGGGAGGGGGUGGGAUCUUUGCGGGCUUUAAUGACGUUUUUUGACCUGGGAAUUUCUUAGCUUUUGUUGGUGGAAUUUACUGUCCGAUCACGUGCAUUAUAGAAGUUCUUGUGCAUCCAUCUGGCCACCGUUCAUUAUUUCGUACCUGUCUCUCCCCCGCCCCCUUUUCCCUCGUGAGUUCACGAGGAGGCCCCUGUCAGGGGCGGGGUUACACUUCUCCUGUGUAGAGGCCUCGUCUCCUGGGAAAUCAUUUUCUUCUACAAGGUGU
This is a messenger RNA of Dermochelys coriacea (leatherback sea turtle), 4243 nucleotides long. It is a transcript of the gene EFNB3, whose product is annotated as ephrin B3. The transcript has 5 exons. Gene Ontology annotation, cellular component: plasma membrane. The record is from RefSeq and is a predicted model, not a curated record. Lineage: Eukaryota; Metazoa; Chordata; Testudines; Dermochelyidae. The coding region runs from base 2075 to 3082 and encodes 335 amino acids. Gene Ontology annotation, molecular function: ephrin receptor binding. Gene Ontology annotation, biological process: ephrin receptor signaling pathway; axon guidance.